This is a messenger RNA of Mesocricetus auratus (golden hamster), 7011 nucleotides long. It is a transcript of the gene Dennd4b, whose product is annotated as DENN domain containing 4B. The record is from RefSeq and is a predicted model, not a curated record. Gene Ontology annotation, biological process: regulation of Rab protein signal transduction. The transcript is spliced from 27 exons. Bases 1719 to 6278 code for a protein of 1519 amino acids. NCBI's taxonomy places the organism in Eukaryota, Metazoa, Chordata, Mammalia, Rodentia, Cricetidae. Gene Ontology annotation, cellular component: cytoplasmic vesicle. Gene Ontology annotation, molecular function: protein binding.
CAGCUGUUCUUCUGCGCUGCGCAUCUGGUUCCGCUUCCUCCCUCCCAGGGAAGUGAAAGUGGAGGAGAGGGCGCUACACGAAGCUAGCUAGCUGUGCCCGGCACCCUACACCCUGGAGCUCCCACGGGCGCCCAAGUCAGAGCACCCUUCCUUCCUGCUACGGUCACGCGGCUGCUGGCGCUGCUGCCGUCACGUUCUCGGCAGUCUGUGCGCGCGCCUCUCUCGGCCCUCUGGCCCUUUGCUCAGCCACCUCCCCCGCGGCGCGUCCUCUGCCCCAGCCCCGACUUCCCGUCCUCCGGCAUGUGGGCGUUGGGACCCAGGGUGGCUCCAGUGCCGGCGUUUUCUCCAAGGGAGAAGGGGCUUUAUUCGAUAGGCCUCUACUCGGACUGGGUGAGGGUAGGCCUGGAUGCACAAGUUCUGCUGAUCCGGAGCCAGCCACUUGCCUGUAGAGGGUGUCAUCUAACGGCUUUUGCCUGUAGCCUUGGGGCACAGAGCUCCUAUUGGCCUGCAGUGGAUGAGAGAGGGAGAUGUGUCCUGGAGUUAAAUCAGGAGGCUGACGCCGACUCCUGGCUUCACCUCUCAGAUGUGGAGAAGCUCAAGCUAAAUAUAGCUUGAGUUGGAGCAUGUGUGUCCAGAGGCCAGGUUAAGAAGACAGCCCGCCUGGCUCCAGGUCUCUGAGGAACAGUGGGAGGUUAAAUAGACUGUGCAUCCUGGAGACAUUGGGAGUUUCCCCUGCUUUGCCCAGGAUCCUUAGUGUGAGGCUUGUCUUGAUCUGAUACAGUGCUGGCACCUUCCGACAGCGCGGCCCCCUCCCAUCGCUACCGCACACUCAUAGGCUGACUUAUGCUGAGCGGGCAGCAGCUUCCCCUUCGCAGCCCUUUCAGGAAGUAACCUCCCUUCCCCUCUGAAGCGCUCUCCCAGCCUCCAGCCCCUUGCAAGCCACCCACCAGGCUUCUUCCCACCUGCAGCACUCUGGGCUACCUCAGGACUCUUGGGGUGCCCACUCCCCAGGGUCAGGCCAUGGAGGCAGGUGAGAAAAGUUACCAACAGACUGUUGUGGGCCUGAUACUGUCUGGGUCUGGGUGGCAUGGGCACGGAAUGGCUGGAGCUCUCUCAGCGUCCCUAAACUACAAACACCUAAAGAUUCUGGAGAUGGGAGAGCCCUGGUUGCUUGGCCAAGUAGGUAAAGCUAAGCUAGAGAAAAAAAAAGUUACUCGAAGUCUGAGCAGAAACUAAAUAUUGGGUUUUGCGGGCCUUCCCAGAAACCUGUGGGGUCUUCUAAAAAUGAUUUAAGAGCAUUAACUGUUUCAGAAGGUUCUUGUGGUGUUGCUACUGUCAGAGCAGGAAGGUCAGAGACCUGUGAGAAUGCUAAGGCUUGUAUGGUGUGAAUGAUGACAUUGCAGGCCUUUAUAGAAAAUACUGUGUUCUCUGAGAUGUAAUUGUAGAGGGUGGAGAGGGGCAGGCCUUUAAAGGAAUGGGUGAGCAAUGUGUCAGAUGUGUGUUGUGAGUUUGGGCUCUUUGGGAAGAGAGGGCUGAUAUCACUAAGAAGGAGGGACCUAGUGGUCUCUAAGGAGCUAUAGUGGGAUCUUGAGAGUCUGGUGAUGUCACAGGCAGGAGAGUUCAGGAUUGGCUGAUCAUUUAUCCUUUCCUUAGAAGAACUAGGAAGAGAAAAGAAGAGGGGUUCAUGGGAACCAUGGGAACACUAGCCUCCGGUUGCCAUGGGAAUACUAGCCUCUCUUGCUUCAUCUUUUUCUCAAUUAACCAUUCCAGAUGCCGUGAGUGAAGGGGGGGCCAUGGCGGAUGAGCGGCCUCCCCGGUUGGUGGAUUACUUUGUGGUGGCUGGGCUUGCAGGAAAUGGAGCCCCUAUACCUGAGGAGACGUGGGUUCCUGAACCUACUGGGCCCCUGCGCCCUCCCCGGCCAGCUGAACCUAUUACAGACGUGGCAGUCAUCGCCAGAGCACUGGGCGAGGAAGUGCCCCAGGGUUAUACAUGCAUCCAGACUUCUGCUGGUGGCCACCCCUUGGAGCUCAGUGCUGGGCUCCUGGGUGGAACUCAACCAGCCAUCUGCUACCGUAGGGGGCGUGACAAGCCCCCCCUCGUUGAGCUGGGGGUGUUAUAUGAAGGGAAGGAACGGCCCAAACCUGGCUUCCAAGUGCUUGACACAACACCAUAUAGUCACUCAGCCAACCUGGCCCCUCCAGGCCCUGGACACCCCCGCACCUACCUCAUGUACCGGCGGGCCGCAGACGGGGCAGGGUUGCAUGCCCUGGGCAUCACUGACCUUUGCCUGGUUCUGCCCAGCAAGGGUGAGGGCACUCCUCACACUUACUGCCGGCUGCCCCGCAACCUCAACCCUGGCAUGUGGGGCCCAGCAGUGUACCUGUGCUACAAGGUGGGCCUGGCCAAAGCCAACACACUGGUGUAUGAGGCAGAGCUGCUGGGCCGCUACCCAGAGGAAGACAACGAGGCAUUCCCACUGCCCGAGUCAGUGCCGGUCUUCUGCCUGCCCAUGGGAGCCACCAUCGAGUGCUGGCCUGCUCAGACCAAGUACCCGGUGCCCGUCUUCUCCACCUUCGUGCUCACGGGUGCUGCUGGAGAUAAGGUGUAUGGUGCCGCCUUGCAGUUCUAUGAAGCGUUCCCGAGGGCCAGGCUGUCAGAGAGGCAGGCACGGGCACUGGGCCUGCUGAGUGCCGUGGAACGGGGCCGGGCACUGGGGGGCCGAGCGGUGCGCAGCCGGCGAGCCAUUGCUGUGCUGUCCCGCUGGCCGGCUUUCCCAGCCUUCAGAGCCUUCCUCACCUUCCUUUACCGCUACUCCGUCUCAGGCCCCCAUCGUCUGCCCUUGGAAGCGCACAUCUCCCACUUCAUUCACAACGUCCCGUUCCCUUCCCCACAGAGACCGCGCAUCCUAGUGCAGAUGUCUCCCUAUGACAACCUGCUCCUCUGUCAACCUGUCUCCUCACCCCUGCCCCUCAGUGGUGCUAGCUUUCUGCAGCUGCUGCAGAACCUGGGCCCCGAAUUGGCUAUUACAUUGCUGCUGGCUGUGCUCACAGAGCACAAACUUCUGGUCCACUCACUGCGGCCAGAUCUGCUCACCAGUGUCUGUGAGGCCCUUGUCUCCAUGAUCUUCCCUCUGCACUGGCAGUGCCCCUACAUUCCGCUGUGCCCGCUGGUGCUGGCGGAUGUGCUGAACGCCCCUGUGCCCUUCAUUGUGGGUAUCCACUCCAGUUAUUUCGAUCUGCAUGAUCCACCUGCUGAUGUCAUCUGUGUUGAUCUUGAUACCAACACACUCUUCCAAACGGAGGAGAAGAAGCCCCUCUCUGCUAGGACCCUGCCCCGCAGACCAUACAAGCUUUUGCUGGCCACACUGACAAAUCUGUACCAGCAGCUGGAUCAGACUUACACUGGACCAGAAGAGGAGGCCUCCCUGGAGUUCCUGCUGACAGACUACGAGGCUGUAUGUGGCCGCAGGACGCGCCUGGAGCGGGAAGUCCAGGGAGCCUUCCUGCGCUUCAUGGCUUGUCUGCUCAAAGGCUACAGGGACUUCCUGCGCCCUCUCACCCAGGCCCCAUCUGAGGGGUCUCGAGAUGUAGACAACCUCUUCAACCUUCAGGGUUUCCUCAAGUCUCGGGAACGCUCUAGCCACAAGCUGUACUCCCAGCUGCUGCACACGCAGAUGUUCUCACAGUUCAUCGAGGAAUGCUCUUUUGGCUCUGCCCGGCAUGCUGCCCUUGAAUUCUUUGACUCUUGUGUCGAUAAGGUUCACCCAGAGCAGGAGAAACCUGAGCCAACGCCCUUAGUGGAGCUGGAGGAGCUAUCAGGAAGUGAGCUCACUGUCUUCAUCACCCCACCAGAGGAGCCCCCGCUACUAGAAGGCAGUGAAUCUACUCCCCAGUACUGUUAUGAUGGGUUUCCAGAGCUAAGAGCUGAACUGUUCGAGUCUCCUCAGGAACAACAGGGAGCCCUGCCUGUGCCGGGCCCAUCACGGAGUGCCCCCAGCAGUCCUGCUCCUCGUCGUACCAAGCAGGAGAUGAAGGUUGCGCAGCGAAUGGCACAGAAGUCAGCCACUGUGCCUGAGCUGUGGGCCCGGUGCCUACUGGGUCACUGUUAUGGACUGUGGUUCCUGUGCCUGCCUGCCUAUGUGCGUGCAGCACCCUCCCGAGUGCGAGCACUGCAUAAAGCCUACCAUGUGUUGCGUGAGAUGGAGAGCCGCAAGGUGGUGCUCCCUGAUGAGGUAUGUUACCGGGUGUUAAUGCAGCUCUGCUCACACUAUGGGCAGCCUGUGCUGUCUGUACGAGUCAUGCUGGAGAUGCGGCGGGCAGGCAUUGUGCCCAACACCAUCACCUACGGUUACUACAACAAGGCUGUGCUGGAAAGCAAAUGGCCAUCUGGUACACCGGGUGGACGCCUACGCUGGGCCAAGCUCCGGAAUGUUGUCUUGGGGGCCGCUCAGUUCCGCCAACCUUUGAAGGACAGACGGCAGCAACAGCAGCAGUGGCAGCAGCAACAGGUGGCUGUGCAUCAAGAGUCGGGCAGCUCUCAGACAGAGCCCUGUCUCGAGCGCCCCUCCCCAACACGCCCUCUUCAGCGCCAGACUACUUGGGCAGGGCGAAGCCUUCGGGAACCAUCCUCACCAACUGGACGCCUGGUCAAGAGUGGCAGCCUGGGCAGUGCCCGAGGGGCACAGCCCACUGUGGAGGCUGGUGUGGCUCACAUGAUAGAGGCCUUGGGGGUCCUCGAACCCCGUGGCUCAGCUGUGCCUUGGCAGGAUGGAAGUCUCUCAGACCUGAGUCUCACAGGGGAAGAACUGGCAUCUGGAGGGAGCCCAGGGGGCUCAGGCUCAGCCCUGAGUGCCCAGUCCACGGAGGCUCUAGAAGGGAUAAGUGGGCGGGGUCCCAAAACUAGUGGAUAUCAGGAGGAGGUGGGCACCCCCAGAAAAGGGCUUGGUGCCCGCCUCCAACAGCUGCUCACCCCUUCCCGCCGCUCCUCUACCUCCCGCAUCCCCCAACCUGAGUUGCCCCCUGACCUGCCUCCUGCGGCCCGCCGGAGUCCCAUGGAUAGCCUGCUGUGGCCCCGAGAACGGCCUGGAUCUACUGCUUCUGAGAGUUCUGCUUCUCUGGGCAGUGAGUGGGAUCUCUCAGAGUCUUCUCUCAGUAGCCUGAGUCUUCGCCGUUCCUCCGAGCGCCUCAGUGACACCCCUGGACCUUUCCAACCACCCUCCCUGGAAAUUCUGCUGUCCAGCUGCUCCCUGUGCCGCGCCUGCGAUUCUCUGGUGUAUGACGAGGAAAUCAUGGCUGGCUGGGCACCUGAUGACUCUAACCUCAAUACAACGUGCCCCUUCUGCUCCUGUCCCUUUGUGCCCCUGCUCAGUGUCCAGACCCUUGAUUCUCGACCCAGUGCCCCUAGCCCAAAGUCUGCCCUUGCUGGUGCCAGCGGCAGCAAAGAUGCUCCCGUUCCCGGGGGUCCUGGCCCUGUGCUCAGUGACCGGAGGCUCUGCCUUGCCCUGGAUGAACCCCAGCUCUGCAAUGGGCAUAUGGGGAGUGCUCUCCGGAGAGUUGAGAACGGGGCAUGGGCAUACCUGAGCCCUCUGGUGCUUCGGAAGGAGCUGGAGUCUCUGGUAGACAAUGAGGGCAGCGAGGUGUUGGCAUUGCCUGAGCUGCCAGCUGCCCACCCCAUCAUCUUCUGGAACCUCCUGUGGUAUUUCCAACGGCUGCGCCUGCCCAGUAUUCUGCCAGGCUUGAUGUUGGCCUCCUAUGAUGGGCCUUCACCCCGCCAGUCCUCCCAGGGACCAUCUCCUUGGCUCACCCCUGAUCCAGCCUCUGUGCAUGUGCGUCUGCUAUGGGAUGUCCUGAGCCCUGAUCCCCACAGCUGCCCACCGCUCUAUGUGCUCUGGAGGGUCCACAGCCAGAUCCCACAGCGAGUAGUAUGGCCAGGCCCAGUACCCUCUUGUCUUAGCCUGGCAUUACUGGAGUCAGUGCUGCGCCAUGUUGGACUCAAUGAGGUUCAUAAAGCUGUCGGGCUCCUGCUGGAAACUCUAGGGCCUCCUCCCGCUGGCCUGCACCUGCAGAGGGGGAUCUACCGUGAGAUCUUAUUCUUGACGAUGGCUGCUCUGGGCAAGGACCACGUGGACAUAGUGGCUUUCGACAAGAAGUACAAGUCUGCCUUUAACAAGCUGGCCAGCAGCAUGGGCAAGGAGGAACUGAGGCGGCGGCGGGCGCAGAUGCCUACUCCCAAGGCCAUUGACUGCCGAAAAUGUUUUGGAGCACCUCUGGAAUGCUAGGGACCCUAAAGUUUUCCUCUCCUGCCUUGGGUAGACAGGCGAGGAAGAGUGGAUUCUAGACAUAGCUUGGCUCCCUAUUCCCUUCAUAGAGGAACUGGAAACAGGCUGUUCAGCCAUAGGCUCCAAGUGGAAAUAGCAGGAAGAUGAACUCACUGUUAGCAAAAGUCACAAUUCCCGCAGCUCCCACCUGCCCAGUUUGUUCAUGCUGAUGUUGGGGAGAGCUGGGGAAGUUGGCACAACUCCAUUCUUUCUCCGUCCUAUUCCAGGGUACCCUCAGAUCUGCAGCACCCUGGUAGAAUUAGAAGUUUUUGUUUUAAAAAACAACUGGAAAGAUUUAGAGUUCCUGAGCCUUUGCCCUGAAUGGGAGGGAGGAAUUUCACUCCCCACCUCUCUUCCCUGACAUUGCUAAAGGAGCCCAAGGCAAUCUUAGUGUUGUAUUUUAUUUAGUUAUUUAUUCUGAGGCCACAGCUCCUAUACUUAUGAGAUUCUCAAGGAGCACAAGAAAGAGAAGGGAAUUAGGUUUGUAGCUCCUUGAGAGCCAUGCACUGGGACUUAGAGGAGUCCCAAGCUUCCCUUGGGAAGAAUUGGUGCCUCUUCUAGUCCCGAUCCUUCUUGUCCACUCUACCUUGGGGAAUGCCUCUCCUGUUCAUGGCCUUGACCUGUGCAAUAAGGAUUGUUCUCUGCAAAGUGUUGUUGUAUGUAAAUAUAGUAAAAGCUGCUUCUGUCUUUUUUC